CAGUUGCAUCCUUCGCUCAACAUUUUAGGACCAAGCGACCGAUCCGUUUGGCCGCAGUUAUUCUCGUUCAGUGAGCCUGAAAACAGUCCAGUUUACAGGAUCGGAUAGGGUCGCAUCGCAAUGAAGAUAAAGUCCUGCCUCACUGAUCUUCCUGUUUCAGCGAUUCUGAGAGUUGCACGCCUCCACUGAUUGCACCUGGAAGAUCAAGUUCACCAUAAGGGAAGGGUGUUCCUCUUUAUCUUGUCGAGCAAACUCGCCUAACUGUGUUUACUUCACGAGCCGUCUGGAAGAUUCGUAUCGAUUAUAUAUCCAUAACUACUACAUUGGGUGCUUGGGCUGGCUUUAUCAUCAUUGUCAUUGUGAAAGUACGAGUCAGCGAGGAUUAAAAUGCAGCGAAUGCCCUUACUCAGGAAAGCAUCAUAUGGUGGCUCAUCGCCGACCACAGUCGACCUUUCGCGGUCAUCAUUCGAACAGGAAGGCUUAGGCAUUUAUGCGAAAUACGACAAGGCAGCAGUUGGGACUGAAACAAUCAGCCAUCCUCCCUCGGGGAAAAGCCCCUCGGCUUUUUAUCGUCAAUCUACAAGUGCAAUGUCCCAAGCGUCCACAGCCAGCAGUUCGGCCAUGAAUAAACCAGGCUCACAAUAUGUUCAUCCCAUGCGUCUCGCUCCACGUGCUUAUACGCCACCAUUAAAUCAAUCGUGCCAAGCAUCCAUACUUGAGAGCGAUGAUUCUCCCAAGGAUCCAUUUGCGGGGAGCCAUUCCCCGACACAGUCAGGAUUAGAGUCCUUCAAGCCGGGCACAACCAAUCUAAGCAAGACACCCCGACUAUCGCUACAGACUCAUGAUAGCUCUUCCACGAGGUCGCCUGGGGUUUCUCAGACGAAUAUAACCGGCCGUUCAUCUUUCGGAUACUCACGAGACAACGGAAGCACCUUGGAUACAACAUCACCGGUAUCCCGGUCAUCUUUGGAUUUCGUUUUCCGAUCUAAGACGCGUACGAGCAUGGACCCUAUAGCUAGGGCGGCUACGGUACAAGCAGCACGUCAGGCUUUCGAAGAGAAGGAGGCAGCUAAAACAUGGAGGUUUGAGGCUCAACAGAUGAAGGCAGAGGAAAAGCAAACAAAGCAAAGGGGGAAACAGCAUCUGCAGACCAGGUUCACGGGUGAUGACGUAGAUCUGGAGGACGGACAAAAGGAGGUAUCUGACAAGCCGCAACCUUCAACUUCGCAGUCAGAAUCAUGCCCAGAGACCUGGAGAUCACAACCUAAAAAUACAUGGGUGCUCUUUUUAACGUGGUUACGAACUAGGAUCUUCAAAUUGCGAAGAAGGAUGCGAAGAUUAGCGUGAAGUUGAUCUAGAAUAAUUAGACAAACGAUAGAACAGAAUGCAACGGAGGGAAAUGGGGGAGAUAAUGAACUGUUGCGAAGACCCAGCAGAACCCCAGCGAAGUUUGUCCAGCAUAAGUGAAAGUAAGCACCGAACA
Aspergillus eucalypticola CBS 122712 is the source of this 1483-nucleotide messenger RNA. RefSeq lists its product as uncharacterized. Bases 388 to 1347 code for a protein of 319 amino acids. The transcript has 2 exons. Lineage: Eukaryota; Fungi; Ascomycota; Eurotiomycetes; Eurotiales; Aspergillaceae. The record is from RefSeq and is a predicted model, not a curated record.